AUGUAUGCUCUCUCCUCCUCCUCUUCCUUCCGCUCCCCUCCCUUCACUUCCCCCCCUUUUCCUCCCCUCGCUUCUCCUCCCCUCCCUAAUCUCCUCCCUUCCCCCUCCCAAGCCUUCGCCUGCCCACUUAUUCCCCACCCACCUGCCUCCAUCCACCUCCCCCUCGUUCACUCUCCCAUCCAUUCCCAUCCCUUCUCGCCCCUCCCUAGUACUCCGCUUCUGCCACUCCCCCCGCCCUCCCAUCCCCCCCCUGCACUCCAUCCUACUCUCCCUCGCCUCCCUCACCUCUCCUGCUGCCCUUCUCUCUCCCCAUCUCCCCUUCAUCCCAUCCUCCUCUCACUCCCCCCUCGCUUCCCCCACCACCCCAUACCUCCCAUCUCCCCCAUUCCUCCCACCAUAGCCAUACCUCCCAUCUCCCCCAUUCCUCCCACCAUAGCCAUACCUCCCAUCUCCCCUAUUCCUCCCACCAUAGCCAUACCUCCCAUCUCCCCUAUUCCUCCCACCAUAGCCAUACCUCCCAUCUCCCCUAUUCCUCCCACCAUAACCAUACCUCCCAUCUACCCCAUUCCUCCCACCAUAGCCAUACCUCCCAUCUCCCCCAUUCCUCCCACCAUAGCCAUACCUCCCAUCUCCCCCAUUCCUCCCACCAUAGCCAUACCUCCCAUCUCCCCUAUUCCUCCCACCAUAGCCAUACCUCCCAUCUCCCCCAUUCCUCCCACCAUAGCCAUACCUCCCAUCUCCCCCAUUCCUCCCACCAUAACCAUACCUCGCAUCUCCCCUAUUCCUCCCACCAUAGCCAUACCUCCCAUCUACCCCAUUCCUCCCACCAUAGCCAUACCUCCCAUCUACCCCAUUCCUCCCACCAUAGCCAUACCUCCCAUCUCCCCCAUUCCUCCCACCAUAGCCAUACCUCCCAUCUCCCCCAUUCCUCCCACCAUAACCAUACCUCGCAUCUCCCCUAUUCCUCCCACCAUAGCCAUACCUCCCAUCUACCCCAUUCCUCCCACCAUAGCCAUACCUCCCAUCUACCCCAUUCCUCCCACCAUAGCCAUACCUCCCAUCUACCCUAUUCCUCCCACCAUAGCCAUACCUCCCAUCUCCCCCAUUCCUCCCACCAUAGCCAUACCUCCCAUCUCCCCCAUUCCUCCCACCAUAGCCAUACCUCCCAUCUACCCUAUUCCUCCCACCAUAGCCAUACCUCCCAUCUCCCCCAUUCCUCCCACCAUAGCCAUACCUCCCAUCUACCCCAUUCCUCCCACCAUAGCCAUACCUCCCAUCUCCCCCAUUCCUCCCACCAUAGCCAUACCUCCCAUCUACCCUAUUCCUCCCACCAUAGCCAUACCUCCCAUCUCCCCCAUUCCUCCCACCAUAGCCAUACCUCCCAUCUCCCCCAUUCCUCCCACCAUAGCCAUACCUCCCAUCUCCCCUAUUCCUCCCACCAUAGCCAUACCUCCCAUCUCCCCUAUUCCUCCCACCAUAGCCAUACCUCCCAUCUCCCCUAUUCCUCCCACCAUAGCCAUACCUCCCAUCUACCCCAUUCCUCCCACCAUAGCCAUACCUCCCAUCUCCCCCAUUCCUCCCACCAUAGCCAUACCUCCCAUCUCCCCCAUUCCUCCCACCAUAACCAUACCUCCCAUCUCCCCCAUUCCUCCCACCAUAGCCAUACCUCCCAUCUCCCCUAUUCCUCCCACCAUAGCCAUACCUCCCAUCUCCCCUAUUCCUCCCACCAUAGCCAUACCUCGCAUCUCCCCUAUUCCUCCCACCAUAGCCAUACCUCCCAUCUACCCCAUUCCUCCCACCAUAGCCAUACCUCCCAUCUCCCCCAUUCCUCCCACCAUAGCCAUACCUCCCAUCUCCCCCAUUCCUCCCACCAUAGCCAUACCUCCCAUCUCCCCCAUUCCUCCCACCAUAGCCAUACCUCCCAUCUCCCCCAUUCCUCCCACCAUAGCCAUACCUCCCAUCUCCCCUAUUCCUCCCACCAUAGCCAUACCUCCCAUCUCCCCCAUUCCUCCCACCAUAACCAUACCUCGCAUCUCCCCCAUUCCUCCCACCAUAGCCAUACCUCCCAUCUACCCCAUUCCUCCCACCAUAGCCAUACCUCCCAUCUCCCCCAUUCCUCCCACCAUAGCCAUACCUCCCAUCUCCCCUAUUCCUCCCACCAUAGCCAUACCUCCCAUCUCCCCCAUUCCUCCCACCAUAACCAUACCUCGCAUCUCCCCCAUUCCUCCCACCAUAGCCAUACCUCCCAUCUCCCCUAUUCCUCCCACCAUAGCCAUACCUCCCAUCUACCCCAUUCCUCCCACCAUAGCCAUACCUCCCAUCUCCCACAUUCCUCCCACCAUAGCCAUACCUCCCAUCUCCCCUAUUCCUCCCACCAUAGCCAUACCUCCCAUCUCCCCCAUUCCUCCCACCAUAGCCAUACCUCCCAUCUCCCCUAUUCCUCCCACCAUAGCCAUACCUCCCAUCUCCCCCAUUCCUCCCACCAUAACCAUACCUCGCAUCUCCCCCAUUCCUCCCACCAUAGCCAUACCUCCCAUCUCCCCUAUUCCUCCCACCAUAGCCAUACCUCCCAUCUACCCCAUUCCUCCCACCAUAGCCAUACCUCCCAUCUCCCACAUUCCUCCCACCAUAGCCAUACCUCCCAUCUCCCCUAUUCCUCCCACCAUAGCCAUACCUCCCAUCUCCCCCAUUCCUCCCACCAUAACCAUACCUCGCAUCUCCCCCAUUCCUCCCACCAUAGCCAUACCUCCCAUCUCCCCUAUUCCUCCCACCAUAGCCAUACCUCCCAUCUACCCCAUUCCUCCCACCAUAGCCAUACCUCCCAUCUCCCACAUUCCUCCCACCAUAGCCAUACCUCCCAUCUCCCCUAUUCCUCCCACCAUAGCCAUACCUCCCAUCUCCCACAUUCCUCCCACCAUAGCCAUACCUCCCAUCUCCCCUAUUCCUCCCACCAUAGCCAUACCUCCCAUCUCCCCCAUUCCUCCCACCAUAGCCAUACCUCCCAUCUACCCCAUUCCUCCCACCAUAGCCAUACCUCCCAUCUCCCCCAUUCCUCCCACCAUAGCCAUACCUCCCAUCUCCCCUAUUCCUCCCACCAUAGCCAUACCUCCCAUCUACCCCAUUCCUCCCACCAUAGCCAUACCUCCCAUCUACCCCAUUCCUCCCACCAUAGCCAUACCUCCCAUCUACCCCAUUCCUCCCACCAUAGCCAUACCUCCCAUCUACCCCAUUCCUCCCACCAUAGCCAUACCUCCCAUCUCCCCCAUUCCUCCCACCACAGCCAUACCUCCCAUCUCCCCUAUUCCUCCCACCAUAGCCAUACCUCCCAUCUCCCCCAUUCCUCCCACCAUAGCCAUACCUCCCAUCUCCCCCAUUCCUCCCACCAUAGCCAUACCUCCCAUCUCCCCCAUUCCUCCCACCAUAGCCAUACCUCCCAUCUCCCCCAUUCCUCCCACCACAGCCAUACCUCCCAUCUCCCCUAUUCCUCCCACCAUAGCCAUACCUCCCAUCUCCCCUAUUCCUCCCACCAUAGCCAUACCUCCCAUCUCCCCCAUUCCUCCCACCAUAGCCAUACCUCCCAUCUCCCCCAUUCCUCCCACCAUAGCCAUACCUCCCAUCUCCCCUAUUCCUCCCACCAUAGCCAUACCUCCCAUCUCCCCCAUUCCUCCCACCAUAGCCAUACCUCCCGUCUCCCCCAUUCCUCCCACCAUAGCCAUACCUCCCAUCUCCCCCAUUCCUCCCACCAUAGCCAUACCUCCCAUCUCCCCCAUUCCUCCCACCACAGCCAUACCUCCCAUCUCCCCCAUUCCUCCCACCAUAGCCAUACCUCCCAUCUCCCCCAUUCCUCCCACCAUAGCCAUACCUCCCAUCUCCCCCAUUCCUCCCACCAUAGCCAUACCUCCCAUCUCCCCUAUUCCUCCCACCAUAGCCAUACCUCCCAUCUCCCCCAUUCCUCCCACCACAGCCAUACCUCCCAUCUCCCCUAUUCCUCCCACCAUAGCCAUACCUCCCAUCUCCCCCAUUCCUCCCACCAUAGCCAUACCUCCCGUCUCCCCCAUUCCUCCCACCAUAGCCAUACCUCCCAUCUCCCCCAUUCCUCCCACCACAGCCAUACCUCCCAUCUCCCCCAUUCCUCCCACCAUAGCCAUACCUCCCGUCUCCCCCAUUCCUCCCACCAUAGCCAUACCUCCCAUCUCCCCCAUUCCUCCCACCAUAGCCAUACCUCCCAUCUCCCCCAUUCCCCCCACCAUAGCCAUACCUCCCAUCUCCCCCAUUCCUCCCACCACAGCCAUACCUCCCAUCUCCCCUAUUCCUCCCACCAUAGCCAUACCUCCCAUCUCCCCCAUUCCUCCCACCAUAGCCAUACCUCCCGUCUCCCCCAUUCCUCCCACCAUAGCCAUACCUCCCAUCUCCCCCAUUCCUCCCACCACAGCCAUACCUCCCAUCUCCCCCAUUCCUCCCACCAUAGCCAUACCUCCCGUCUCCCCCAUUCCUCCCACCAUAGCCAUACCUCCCAUCUCCCCCAUUCCCCCCACCAUAGCCAUACCUCCCAUCUCCCCCAUUCCUCCCACCAUAGCCAUACCUCCCAUCUCCCCCAUUCCUCCCACCAUAGCCAUACCUCCCAUCUCCCCUAUUCCUCCCACCAUAGCCAUACCUCCCAUCUCCCCCAUUCCUCCCACCAUAGCCAUACCUCCCAUCUCCCCCAUUCCUCCCACCAUAGCCAUACCUCCCAUCUACCCCAUUCCUCCCACCAUAGCCAUACCUCCCAUCUCCCCCAUUCCUCCCACCAUAGCCAUACCUCCCAUCUCCCCUAUUCCUCCCACCAUAGCCAUACCUCCCAUCUCCCCCAUUCCUCCCACCAUAGCCAUACCUCCCAUCUACCCUAUUCCUCCCACCAUAGCCAUACCUCCCAUCUCCCCUAUUCCUCCCACCAUAGCCAUACCUCCCAUCUCCCCCAUUCCUCCCACCAUAGCCAUACCUCCCAUCUCCCCCAUUCCUCCCACCAUAGCCAUACCUCCCAUCUACCCCAUUCCUCCCACCAUAGCCAUACCUCCCAUCUCCCCCAUUCCUCCCACCAUAGCCAUACCUCCCAUCUCCCCCAUUCCUCCCACCAUAGCCAUACCUCCCGUCUCCCCUAUUCCUCCCACCAUAGCCAUACCUCCCAUCUCCCCCAUUCCUCCCACCAUAGCCAUACCUCCCAUCUCCCCCAUUCCUCCCACCAUAGCCAUACCUCCCGUCUCCCCUAUUCCUCCCACCAUAGCCAUACCUCCCAUCUCCCCCAUUCCUCCCACCAUAGCCAUACCUCCCAUCUCCCCUAUUCCUCCCACCAUAGCCAUACCUCCCAUCUCCCCCAUUCCUCCCACCAUAGCCAUACCUCCCAUCUCCCCCAUUCCUCCCACCAUAGCCAUACCUCCCAUCUACCCCAUUCCUCCCACCAUAGCCAUACCUCCCAUCUCCCCCAUUCCUCCCACCAUAGCCAUACCUCCCGUCUCCCCUAUUCCUCCCACCAUAGCCAUACCUCCCAUCUCCCCCAUUCCUCCCACCAUAGCCAUACCUCCCAUCUCCCCUAUUCCUCCCACCAUAGCCAUACCUCCCAUCUCCCCCAUUCCUCCCACCAUAGCCAUACCUCCCAUCUCCCCCAUUCCUCCCACCAUAGCCAUACCUCCCAUCUCCCCCAUUCCUCCCACCAUAGCCAUACCUCCCAUCUCCCCCAUUCCUCCCACCAUAGCCAUACCUCCCAUCUCCCCCAUUCCUCCCACCAUAGCCAUACCUCCCAUCUCCCCCAUUCCUCCCACCAUAGCCAUACCUCCCAUCUCCCCUAUUCCUCCCACCAUAGCCAUACCUCCCAUCUCCCCCAUUCCUCCCACCAUAGCCAUACCUCCCAUCUCCCCCAUUCCUCCCACCAUAGCCAUACCUCCCAUCUCCCCCAUUCCUCCCACCAUAGCCAUACCUCCCAUCUCCCCCAUUCCUCCCACCAUAGCCAUACCUCCCAUCUCCCCCAUUCCUCCCACCAUAGCCAUACCUCCCGUCUCCCCCAUUCCUCCCACCAUAGCCAUACCUCCCAUCUCCCCCAUUCCUCCCACCAUAGCCAUACCUCCCGUCUCCCCCAUUCCUCCCACCAUAGCCAUACCUCCCAUCUCCCCUAUUCCUCCCACCAUAGCCAUACCUCCCAUCUCCCCCAUUCCUCCCACCAUAGCCAUACCUCCCAUCUCCCCUAUUCCUCCCACCAUAGCCAUACCUCCCAUCUCCCCCAUUCCUCCCACCAUAGCCAUACCUCCCAUCUCCCCCAUUCCUCCCACCAUAGCCAUACCUCCCAUCUCCCCCAUUCCUCCCACCAUAGCCAUACCUCCCAUCUCCCCUAUUCCUCCCACCAUAGCCAUACCUCCCAUCUCCCCCAUUCCUCCCACCAUAGCCAUACCUCCCAUCUCCCCCAUUCCUCCCACCAUAGCCAUACCUCCCAUCUCCCCCAUUCCUCCCACCAUAGCCAUACCUCCCAUCUCCCCUAUUCCUCCCACCAUAGCCAUACCUCCCAUCUCCCCCAUUCCUCCCACCAUAGCCAUACCUCCCAUCUCCCCCAUUCCUCCCACCAUAGCCAUACCUCCCAUCUCCCCCAUUCCUCCCACCAUAGCCAUACCUCCCAUCUCCCCUAUUCCUCCCACCAUAGCCAUACCUCCCAUCUCCCCCAUUCCUCCCACCAUAGCCAUACCUCCCAUCUCCCCCAUUCCUCCCACCAUAGCCAUACCUCCCGUCUCCCCCAUUCCUCCCACCAUAGCCAUACCUCCCAUCUCCCCCAUUCCUCCCACCAUAGCCAUACCUCCCAUCUCCCCCAUUCCUCCCACCAUAGCCAUACCUCCCAUCUCCCCCAUUCCUCCCACCAUAGCCAUACCUCCCAUCUCCCCCAUUCCUCCCACCAUAGCCAUACCUCCCAUCUCCCCCAUUCCUCCCACCAUAGCCAUACCUCCCGUCUCCCCUAUUCCUCCCACCAUAGCCAUACCUCCCAUCUCCCCCAUUCCUCCCACCAUAGCCAUACCUCCCAUCUCCCCCAUUCCUCCCACCAUAGCCAUACCUCCCAUCUCCCCCAUUCCUCCCACCAUAGCCAUACCUCCCAUCUCCCCCAUUCCUCCCACCAUAGCCAUACCUCCCAUCUCCCCCAUUCCUCCCACCACAGCCAUACCUCCCAUCUCCCCCAUUCCUCCCACCAUAGCCAUACCUCCCAUCUCCCCCAUUCCUCCCACCAUAGCCAUACCUCCCAUCUCCCCCAUUCCUCCCACCAUAGCUAUACCUCCCAUCUCCCCCAUUCCUCCCACCAUAGCCAUACCUCCCAUCUCCCCCAUUCCUCCCACCAUAGCCAUACCUCCCAUCUCCCCCAUUCCUCCCACCACAGCCAUACCUCCCAUCUCCCCCAUUCCUCCCACCAUAGCCAUACCUCCCAUCUCCCCCAUUCCUCCCACCAUAGCCAUUCCUCCCAUCUCCCCUAUUCCUCCCACCAUAGCCAUACCUCCCAUCUCCCCCAUUCCUCCCACCAUAGCCAUACCUCCCAUCUCCCCCAUUCCUCCCACCACAGCCAUACCUCCCAUCUCCCCCAUUCCUCCCACCAUAGCCAUACCUCCCGUCUCCCCCAUUCCUCCCACCAUAGCCAUACCUCCCAUCUCCCCCAUUCCUCCCACCAUAGCCAUACCUCCCAUCUCCCCUAUUCCUCCCACCAUAGCCAUACCUCCCAUCUCCCCCAUUCCUCCCACCACAGCCAUACCUCCCAUCUCCCCCAUUCCUCCCACCACAGCCAUACCUCCCAUCUCCCCCAUUCCUCCCACCAUAGCCAUACCUCCCAUCUCCCCCAUUCCUCCCACCAUAGCCAUACCUCCCAUCUCCCCUAUUCCUCCCACCAUAGCCAUACCUCCCAUCUCCCCUAUUCCUCCCACCAUAGCCAUACCUCCCAUCUCCCCCAUUCCUCCCACCAUAGCCAUACCUCCCAUCUCCCCUAUUCCUCCCACCAUAGCCAUACCUCCCAUCUCCCCUAUUCCUCCCACCAUAGCCAUACCUCCCAUCUCCCCCAUUCCUCCCACCAUAGCCAUACCUCCCAUCUCCCCCAUUCCUCCCACCACAGCCAUACCUCCCAUCUCCCCCAUUCCUCCCACCAUAGCCAUACCUCCCAUCUCCCCCAUUCCUCCCACCAUAGCCAUACCUCCCGUCUCCCCCAUUCCUCCCACCAUAGCCAUACCUCCCAUCUCCCCCAUUCCUCCCACCAUAGCCAUACCUCCCGUCUCCCCCAUUCCUCCCACCAUAGCCAUACCUCCCAUCUCCCCUAUUCCUCCCACCAUAGCCAUACCUCCCAUCUCCCCCAUUCCUCCCACCACAGCCAUACCUCCCAUCUCCCCCAUUCCUCCCACCAUAGCCAUACCUCCCAUCUCCCCCAUUCCUCCCACCAUAGCCAUACCUCCCGUCUCCCCCAUUCCUCCCACCAUAGCCAUACCUCCCAUCUCCCCUGUUCCUCCCACCAUAGCCACCGCUCGCUCUAUCCCCACACCGGCUCACUCGAUUCUGCUUCGGUCUGCCUCUCCUUCCCCCGCCUCACACCAAUGCUCUCCCACGUCGCUAGAUUCACCCACACGCGCCCUUCCCCGCUGGCUCCCCCGCGAGCCCCAACGCACCCCCCCCUCGCGCCUCUCCUCUUGCCUCUGGCGCAUGAUCUCCCCCGUAGUCUCUCUCCCGCCCUUCCCACCUCUCCGCCUGCCUCUUCUCCCCUCCUCUGCUCUCCUGCUCUACCCCCUGUUCCGCCUGCUCCUGCCCCUCGCCUCGCGUCUGCCAAACUCAAAUCACACGCGCCCGCAUCCCCCUUUCCCCUCCCCUCCCUGUGCCUCCCCUCCCCGCUCCGCUUCCCUAAUCCCCGUGUGGUCGCUCUUUACUGCUACGCCCACCUAUGCCCCCACUCCCACCGGCCUGUCGCGGCUCUCCGCCAUCCCGAAUCGGCUCUUCUCGCUCUCGUCGCCCUGUCUGUUGCUUCGACUCGACGGCUAUCAAGCCACUAUGCGACGCCCCACUGUUGCCCUCCCAGUUCUCGCUUCCUAA
Molecule: messenger RNA, 9066 nt
Organism: Closterium sp. Naga37s-1
Lineage: Eukaryota; Viridiplantae; Streptophyta; Zygnematophyceae; Desmidiales; Closteriaceae
Source: the annotation of a GenBank genome assembly